Messenger RNA from Triticum dicoccoides, 2683 nucleotides. RefSeq lists its product as uncharacterized. The record is from RefSeq and is a predicted model, not a curated record. The coding region runs from base 112 to 2223 and encodes 703 amino acids. The transcript is spliced from 15 exons. Lineage: Eukaryota; Viridiplantae; Streptophyta; Magnoliopsida; Poales; Poaceae.
GACGGCCCGAGCGCCGUCCUCCGCCACAACUUCGCCAUGGGCGCGCGCUAGCCCCGCCCUUCUUAUCCCCGUUCCCCGACCACCUAUGGCCGCUGCUGCCCCUCUCGUCCCAUGGCACUCCUCGCGCUCCGCCUCGGCCACGGCAGCAUCCUCCCCGCCCCGCCGCUCCGCCCCCAGCGCCAGCGCCAGCACCUCGUCGUCUCCUGCAGCGCCGUGAGCGACGGGGGCGCGGCGGUGGUGUGGUUCAAGCAUGACCUCCGCCUCGACGACCACCCGGGCCUCGUCGCUGCCUGCGCCGAGCCCAGCCGCCCCGUCGUGCCCCUCUACGUCUUCGACAGCCGCAUCCUCGCCGGUUACUCAGACACAAGGCUGGAACUUCUACUUUUUGCUUUGAAAGACCUUAAGUUGGCAUUGAAGUCUCAACGGUCUGAUCUGCUCAUAGGCUUGGGAAAUGCUGAAGAUGCUGUUCUGAAACUCGCAAACGAGGUACAAGCGGGUGUCAUUUAUACAGAAGAGGAAGUUGAACACAGUGUGUGCAGUGUUUUAGCCAAUGUUGAAUCUUCUUUGUCUAAUGGAUCAUUCACACGGGGAAACCCUCCUGAGAUAAAGUUCUGGACUGCCCCAUUGUAUGAUUAUAAGAGUUUGCGGCAACUGUCAACAUCACGCAACCAAUUUUUGAAUGAGAAAUUCUCGACAACUACAGCUCUCCCUGCCCCCACUCUUCCUACUCUAAAUGUGGAGUUAGACACAGGUUCUCUACCCACACUUGAAGAACUAAAGGUAUUCCUGAAAGAGAGCAGAAUGGCACAAGAUAAUUGGGUUCCUAUCAAGAGCACGUCAGCAAGAUCUAUGCUAAAAGCCGCCCUCAUUCAGAGGAAGAUUAAAAGUAAUGUUUCCUUAAGUGACGGCGAUGGAGGAAACAUAGAAGAUAUCACCACAAGUGCUGGUGCAUCAGGGAGGAAAAUAGCUGGUUCAAUGUUUGCAUCGGAAAGUUCACUUGAAGUUAGAGGUGGAACGGAUAUUACUCUGGAUGCUUUAGAAGCUUACCUGAAAUACCUAGAAGGCACAGGAAAGGCUAGUUGGCAAGAGUUGCAUGAUAAGGUGCGCUUUGCUGAAACCAGGGAUGGUGCUUCGUUUCACACGUUAUUUGGUAAUGCAAUUCAGCUUGGAGUCAUAUCUAGGAGGAGAGCUUACCAAGAAACUAUUCAAUAUGAGAGAGAUCGCAAUGCUGGCUUUCUAUCACCGUUUGGAUACUCAACCCCUACAGUGACAUCAGCAGUAGAUGCUAUCUGUUCAUUGGAGUGGUACUGGCUCUUGGCAUUGAAAUCCCAAGUAUCCAUUGAGGAAAAUUAUCCUUUAAAGUUUUGGAGAUGGAAGGGUUAUCUUAUACAGUAUACAUCUGUUGGCCAUGAAGGUCCUGCAGUUCUUCUCGUGCAUGGCUUUGGAGCUUCCUUGCAGCACUUUCGUGAUAAUAUCAGCAACAUUGCUGAUGAAGGACACCGAGUUUGGGCAAUUACCCUUCUUGGCUUUGGGAAAUCAGAGAAACCAAAUGUUGACUAUUCAGAACUUCUGUGGUCAGAAUUACUGAGGGACUUCAUUGUUGAUGUUGUGAGGGAGCCUGUUCAUUUUGUAGGCAACUCUAUUGGAGGUUAUAUCUGCGCUAUUGCUGCUGGCUUAUGGCCUUCCCUUGCAAAUUCUCUUGUUCUUCUGAACUCAGCUGGUUCAGUUGUUCCAAAUUACUCCUUCAUCCCACUGAGUAAAGAAGGACGGACCUCAUGGCUUUCAAGGUUGCAGGCACGCCUCCUUUUGCUCUUUUUGAGGUCAAGGGCAGGAGGCAUUCUCAAGGGAUACUAUCCUACUAGAACUGAACGGGUUGACAAGCCACUCGUGGAUGAGAUUAUAAGAGCUUCAUAUGACCCUGGUGCAACAACAGUUAUCGAGAGCGUAUUCAACUUCAAUCUUUCAAUUCCUCUUAAUUUUCUAUUCGAUUCUUUUGGAGGGAACAUCUUAGUUAUUCAGGGAAUAAAAGAUCCGCUUAUAAAAUCCGAGUCAUUCGUUUCCAUGCUUAGAGAGCAUUGCAGCAAGGUCCAAAUUAGGGAGUUAAAUGCAGGUCAUGCUCCGCAUGAUGAAGUUCCUGAUGAAGUGAACUCCUUACUGUCUGAAUGGAUGAAAACGAACAAGACUGAACUUAAGCCAGCUUUGGAGAAGUCCAAGGCAAUUUAGAAAGGUGUCUUCCUCGGCAAUGGACCAUGGUUUCAUCAUGAUGAGCAUGCACUACGUCAUUAUUGCAUUUAUCGAGCUCCAUUCAACGUAAUAUCGACCAAUCGCUGGCGACAUGCACCCUUUGGAAGAUCAUGCGAUGCCCCUAUCAGUUUGGUCGCCUUCUUUCUCCGUUGAGAAAGAACCGAGCAUUAGCACUCCACGACAGCAACCUCUCCACUGUUCUUAGAGUCGAGAGUGAUAUCAUGUCAGUCAUGAUACAUGGUGUGAUUAAUCUGCCCUCUUUUUGCGUUGAUGUGCAAUCUUCAGUGAUUUGCUUGGCCUUUUUCUCGAGACUGUGAUUUGCUUGGCUUUGCUUUGCAUUUCAAGGAAUCUUGUACGUAGGUCCAGCAUCAGCAGCACUUGAUAUAUCCCUCUUAGUACGUACGAUCUUGGUUCUUUUUACUUGAAGUUUUUUACGAUA